CAUCAACACAAACAUUAUCUAGAAAUAUCAGUUCUGGAAUUCUGUAUCCUAUCUCGUUAGUAAAACAAUUAAAGAAAAACCAAGCUUAAUUCUUUCUGUCGGGUUCUCUCAUUAUCAGAUAAAAAAUAGAGGGUUUUUCUGCAAUGGGGAAUUGUUACUUUAAACAAAUGUCAAUUGCAUUGUUUUUCUUGCUUGCCGUUCCUGCCACUGUGGUUCUAGGCCAGGGAACAUGGGUUGGAUUCUAUUCAAGGUCUUGUCCCAGGGCCGAAUCCAUCGUGCAAUCUGCAGUGAGAUCCGGGUUUAAUUCGAAUCCCACAGUUGCACCUGGAUUGCUCAGAAUGCACUUUCAUGACUGUUUCGUACAAGGUUGUGAUGGCUCUAUCCUUACUAAUGGUGACGACGCAGAGAAAAUGGCUGGACCAAAUCGUUUGCUGAGAGGAUAUGAAGUUAUUGAUGACGCUAAGACUCAACUUGAGUCUGCAUGCCCUGGUGUUGUUUCUUGUGCUGACAUUCUUGCUCUUGCAGCUCGCGAUGCAGUUGUAUUGUCUGGUGGACCAGGAUGGCCAGUGCCUACCGGCAGGAGAGAUGGGAGGGUUUCAUUAGCGUCCGAUGCUUCGAAUCUUCCGGGCUUUACGGAUUCCAUUGAUGUUCAAAAACAGAAGUUUGCAGCAAAAGGUCUCAAUACUCAAGAUCUUGUCACCCUUGUCGGGGGACACACCAUUGGCACCUCAGCUUGCCAGUUCUUCAGAUACAGAUUAUACAACUUCAAUUCAACUACCGGCGCUGACCCUUCCAUUGACACCGCAUUUCUUCCUCAACUUCGGUCCCUUUGUCCGGAAGACGGCGACUCUUCCAAGAGGGUAGGGCUCGAUGACAGAAGUGAAAACCGGUUCGAUAACUCGUUUUUCGCCAACCUGAGGAAUGGCCGGGGAAUUCUUGAAUCAGACCAGAAGUUAUGGACUGAUGACUCAACAAAAACAUUUGUGCAACGUUUCUUGGGAAUUAGAGGACUGCUUGGAUUGACAUUUAGUGCUGAAUUUGGGAAGUCCAUGGUUAAAAUGAGUAAUAUUGAGGUUAAGACAGGGACGAAUGGUGAAAUUCGAAAAGUAUGUUCUGCCAUUAAUUGAUGGGAAUUCAGGUCUAUUUUAUUAGGUUAUGGACUUUGUGUAAGUGUGUUCAUAUCAGCGUAAGCUGGUAUCUUAUCUAUUGUUUGUAUUCUUCGAAAUAAAUUGAAAAUAAUAAACCAGUAAUUUCCAUGUUUUGCUCCACUCA
Messenger RNA from Olea europaea var. sylvestris, 1272 nucleotides. Its product is annotated as peroxidase N1-like. Gene Ontology annotation, molecular function: peroxidase activity; heme binding. Gene Ontology annotation, biological process: hydrogen peroxide catabolic process; response to oxidative stress. NCBI's taxonomy places the organism in Eukaryota, Viridiplantae, Streptophyta, Magnoliopsida, Lamiales, Oleaceae. The transcript is spliced from 3 exons. The coding region runs from base 144 to 1127 and encodes 327 amino acids. Gene Ontology annotation, cellular component: plant-type cell wall; plasmodesma. The record is from RefSeq and is a predicted model, not a curated record.